AUGAGUCAAAACCAAGGUAACAAUUCAAACCAAGGUAAUAAUUCAAAUGAAGAGGUGCUUCAACACAGCAGUGGUGUUCGUAAUCAACCAGUUGGUAGUACACAAGGUGGCGUUGGCCCAUAUCAACGAACACCUGCUAAUUAUGCUGGUGGUCCCGGUCCACAUGCAAAUAGUACAAUCACCUUACAUGCUCAAAAUGGUCAAACAAAACAAACAACUACUGAUGCUAAUGGUGCUAUUUCAGAUGCUGAUCGUCAAUGGUUAGCUGAUAAUGGUGGUGCAUUACCUAUUUCACAAGUUCCACCUCAAGAUAAAGCUAUUGUUGGUACUGGCACUGGUGCUGCAGCUCAUAUGGCUGGUGAUACAACUCACGUUGGAACAAAACCAUUAGACAAUCGACCACCAGGUUCAUACAAUUCUAAUAGUAAUUCAAAUCAAGGUAAUAAUUCAAACCAGGGUAGUAAUUCAAGCCAAGGUAAUAGUUCAAAUCAAGGUAAUAAUUCAAACGAGGGUAGUAAUUCAAGCCAAGGUAAUAGUUCAAACCAGGGUAGCAAUUCAAACCCAGGUAAUAAUUCAAACCAGGGUAGUAAUUCAAACCAGGGUAAUAAUUCAAACCCAGGUAAUAAUUCAAGCCAAGGUAAUAGUUCAAACCAGGGUAGCAAUUCAAACCAGGGUAGUAAUUCAAACCAACGUAACAAUUCAAACCAGGGUAGUAAUUCAAACCCAGGUAAUAAUUCAAGCCAAGGUAAUAAUUCAAAUGAAGAGGUGCUUCAACACAGCAGUGGUGUUCGUAAUCAACCAGGUGGUAGUACACAAGGUGGCGUUGGCCCAUAUCAACGAACACCCGCUAAUUAUGCUGGUGGUCCCGGUCUACAUCCAAAUAGUACAAUCACCUUACAUGCUCAAAAUGGUCAAACAAAACGAACAACUACUGAUGCUAAUGGUGCCAUUUCAGAUGCUGAUCGUCAAUGGUUAGCUGAUAAUGGUGGUGCAUUACCUAUUUCACAAGUUCCACCUCAAGAUAAAGCCAUCGUUGGUACUGGCACUGGUGCUGCGGCUAAAAUGGCUGGUGAUACAACUCAUAUCGGAACAAAACCAUUAGACAACCGCCCACCAGGAUCCUUUAAUCCAAAUACUGGUUCAGUAACUGGUCAAUAA
Messenger RNA from Adineta steineri, 1158 nucleotides. The record is from the annotation of a GenBank genome assembly. Lineage: Eukaryota; Metazoa; Rotifera; Eurotatoria; Adinetida; Adinetidae.